AUGGAAGGAAAGAAUCAAACAGCUUUAUCUGAAUUCAUCAUCUUGGGAUUCUCCAACCUAAAUGAAUUACAGUUUUUAUUAUUCACUGUCUUCUUUCUGACUUAUAUAUGUACGUUGGGAGGGAAUAUUUUCAUCAUUUUGGUGACCAUGGCUGAUCCACAUCUACAUACACCCAUGUAUUAUUUCCUAGGGAACUUGGCCUUUCUUGAUAUCUGCUACACCACCACCAAUGUCCCCCAAAUGAUGGUGCAUCUUCUCUCAGAGAAGAAAAGCAUUUCAUAUGGAGGCUGUGUCACUCAACUUUUUGCAUUCAUUUUCUUUGUAGGAUCCGAGUGUCUUUUGCUGGCAGCAAUGGCCUAUGACCGUUACAUUGCAAUCUGCAAACCCUUACACUAUUCAGUCAUCAUGAACAAGGCCCUGUACAGCCAGCUAGCCACCUCAUGUUGGACAGGUGGUUUGCUCAACUCAGUGGUGCACACAGUGCUGACAUUCCGUCUGCCCUUCUGUGGCAACAACAAGAUCAACUAUUUCUUCUGUGACAUCCCACCGUUGCUGGUCUUGUCUUGUGGGGACACUUCUGUCAAUGAACUAGCAUUGCUGUGCAUUGGAGUGUUCAUUGGUUGGACUCCUUUUCUGUGUAUUGUCCUUUCCUACCUCUACAUCAUCACUACCAUCUUGAGGAUCCGCUCUGCGGAGGGGAGACGCAAAGCCUUUUCUACAUGUGCUUCCCACCUGCUCAUUGUCCUUCUCUAUUAUGGCAGCGCCAUCUUCACAUAUGUACGGCCCAUCUCAUCUUACUCAUUGGAGAAAGACAGACUGAUCUCUGUAUUGUACAGUGUUGUCACCCCUAUGUUAAACCCCAUAAUCUACACUCUGAGGAAUAAAGACAUCAAAGAGGCUGCAAAGACUAUUGGAAGAAAGUGGCAGCCACCGAUCUGUGUUCAAUAA
This is a messenger RNA of Dipodomys ordii (Ord's kangaroo rat), 948 nucleotides long. RefSeq names its product olfactory receptor 5V1. Bases 1 to 948 code for a protein of 315 amino acids. Gene Ontology annotation, cellular component: membrane. The transcript has a single exon. NCBI's taxonomy places the organism in Eukaryota, Metazoa, Chordata, Mammalia, Rodentia, Heteromyidae. The record is from RefSeq and is a predicted model, not a curated record. Gene Ontology annotation, molecular function: G protein-coupled receptor activity; olfactory receptor activity. Gene Ontology annotation, biological process: G protein-coupled receptor signaling pathway.